CGACAGGCGGUGUAAUUAAUAAAUCAAUCAAGCCGUCUCCCAAGUUGCCCAUGACAGUCGUAGUUGGACCCACGUAGUCUUCUUGAUCCUUCCCACGAUUCAAUGAACAGGGGAGCUCAGCUUCUUCCAUAUGAAUAUUGAAGUCUGAUUGCCCCGCUGAAAGCUCCGAUCUUUAUCGGCAGUCCCCAUGAAAUUGGAAUCUGAUUGCACCGAGAAAGCUGCGAUCUUUAUCGACAAACCUUCGGGAAAUAGAGAGCGGAGAAAGGUGCGAUCUUGAAAAUGGGUCAAGAGAAGAGGAAUUCGACCCUUCCGACCACCGCCAAUGGCCGGGCGCCCGGGGGGGGACGGCCGGUCCCCCGCGGCAGGCAGAUGCAGAAGACCUUCAACAACGUCAAGAUCACGAUCCUCUGCGGCUUCGUGACCAUCCUCGUCCUCCGGGGGACGAUCGGGGUGGGCAACCUCGGCGCCUCCGAGGCCGACGCCGUCAACCAGAACCUCAUCGAGGAGACUAACCGGAUCCUCGCGGAGAUCCGAUCAGACUCCGACCCUACUGACCCCGACGAGCCCGCCGAGCCAGAAAUCAACCCCAACGUGACCUACACCCUCGGACCUGAGAUCUCCAAUUGGGAUGAUGACAGGAAGAAAUGGCUAGAGGGUAAUCCUGAAUUCCCCAGCCAUGUCAAUGGCAAGCCGAGAGUUCUGCUCCUGACAGGGUCCCCGCCAAACCCUUGCGAUAACCCAAUCGGUGAUCAUUACUUGCUGAAGGCGGUGAAGAACAAGAUUGAUUACUGUCGCAUUCACGGGAUUGAGGUUGUCUACAAUAUGGCUCAUCUGGACAAGGAGCUUGCCGGGUAUUGGGCGAAACUGCCGAUGAUUCGGAGGUUGAUGUUGUCCCAUCCCGAGGUCGAGUGGAUUUGGUGGAUGGACAGUGAUGCCUUAUUCACGGAUAUGGUAUUCGAGAUCCCGCUCUCGAAGUACUCCAAGCACAAUUUGGUCAUCCACGGGUACCCUGACCUGCUGUUCGAUCAGAAGUCGUGGAUCGCUCUGAAUACAGGGAGCUUUCUGUUCAGGAACUGCCAGUGGUCCUUGGACUUGCUCGAUGCGUGGGCUCCGAUGGGACCGAAAGGCCCCAUUCGGGACGAGGCAGGAAAGAUUCUGACCGCAAACCUGAAGGGAAGGCCUGCAUUCGAGGCGGAUGAUCAGUCUGCUCUGAUCUAUCUCUUGAUCUCACAGCAGGAUAAGUGGAUGGACAAGGUGUUCAUCGAGAACUCAUAUUACUUGCACGGUUAUUGGGCUGGGCUCGUGGAUCGGUAUGAGGAGAUGAUCGAGAAGUACCACCCGGGUCUGGGAGACGAGAGAUGGCCCUUCGUGACACAUUUUGUCGGCUGCAAGCCCUGCGGGAGCUACGGGGAUUAUCCAGUAGAGAGGUGCUUGAGUAGCAUGGAGAGGGCAUUCAACUUUGCGGAUAAUCAGGUUCUGAACCUUUACGGGUUUGGGCACAGGGGCCUGUUGAGUCCCAAGAUCAAGAGGAUACGGAACGAAACUGAUACUCCUCUGGAGUAUGUCGAUAAAUUCGAUAUCCGUCGAACAUCACAUAGCUUGUGACCUUCGGAGAUUUUGGUGAUCUGUAGGUAAGAUAUGUAUUCAACUGGUAAAAAGGAGUCGAAUGUCAGCGACGGUUCUGUUGUUCAGUUGAGUGCCACUCGACCUAUCUUGGGUCGUUCUCUUUCGUGGAUCGGGAAGAUGGCUUCAUUUCAUUUGUUAAUUUAAAUUUUUACAGAGACUAAGUUGCUGCUCUGGUUCAGCAAUCAGUGAAAGCUCAGGUACAUAGCUCUAUGUUGUAUUACAUCUUUCUGUAUAUUUCCGGAAACAAGCUACGAUCGUUUGUAGUUUGAUGAAUUGGUUAUCCUUGGCUGUUUUUUCCAAUAACUAUUGAAAGCAAUCGGGACCAAUCGAACAUUAAAUGGACCUUUCCCCUGUAGGAAA
Messenger RNA from Punica granatum (pomegranate), 1986 nucleotides. The record is from RefSeq and is a predicted model, not a curated record. NCBI's taxonomy places the organism in Eukaryota, Viridiplantae, Streptophyta, Magnoliopsida, Myrtales, Lythraceae.